Messenger RNA from Phaeoacremonium minimum UCRPA7, 1008 nucleotides. Its product is annotated as putative glutamate-cysteine ligase modifier subunit protein. Gene Ontology annotation, biological process: glutathione biosynthetic process. NCBI's taxonomy places the organism in Eukaryota, Fungi, Ascomycota, Sordariomycetes, Togniniales, Togniniaceae. The transcript is spliced from 2 exons. The record is from RefSeq and is a predicted model, not a curated record. Gene Ontology annotation, cellular component: glutamate-cysteine ligase complex. Gene Ontology annotation, molecular function: enzyme regulator activity; glutamate-cysteine ligase catalytic subunit binding. The coding region runs from base 1 to 1008 and encodes 335 amino acids.
AUGGCCAAGUUAAUCCUGUCCACCGGGAACAUCGUUUCGGGCGGCCCCUCCAUAAUCCGCAAGCCAGGUGCUUAUCGGUCGAACCUCGAGCUCACCAACUCCCUUCGCAGUAACUUCCUCGCCGCCCAGGAGGACUACGCCGACCAGCCGUUCACCAAUGGCGGCGCAAAUGGCGAUAGUAAUGGGCACGGGAUCGAAAAUGGGAAUGGACACAGCGACGAUUUCGUGAACAGCGCUAAGAAUGGCAGGACGCCAGUGUCCGCCUGGACCGCAAGAGAAGGCAAUACCGUGUAUAUCCCGCGCAUUGACUGGGAUGCCGCAGGGCUGCAGGAAGAGCCCAGCCAAUACGAAGUUACUGUCAAGCUCUUCUUCCUGCCCACGGCGUCCAUCAAAGAGCGCGCGCGGUACACGAGUGAGGCGCUGGAUCUGGUCAUGAAGGAGCUUCGCAUCGGCCAGGUCGACCUCCUCAUUGUCUCCUUCCCGGGCAUGUCUUUUGAGGGCGACUGUGAGUGGGAAGCCGACAAGAUCAAUGCCGCGCAAGGAGACGACGAGGAGGAGUUUGCGACCUGGGCCAUUCUCGAGCCCUUCCACAAGCAGGGUCUCGUGAAGAAUCUUGGCGUCGCCGAGUUCGGCACUGAGAAACUUUCGCGCCUCUUGCAGAGGACUUGCGUACGGCCUGCCGUGGAUCAGAUCAACAUCAAGAACUGCUGCAGUGUCCCCCCGCCUCUGGCUAAGCUGGCCAAGGAGCAGGGCAUCGAGCUGCUUGUCCAUAGCGACUGCACGAACAUUCUGCCGAAAGGUACGCUGCGGGAACUUCUCGGUUCUGGGUUUCAGGGCGCCGGCGUACUUUGCGACCCGGAGGAUCCAAAUGGCGCCCACAACGGGGUUGACUGCCUGCACGGAGACCUGACGCCGCAAUGGGUCGUGAAAUACACGGCAGUCGUCCGCGACCGGGGCGUCAUCGAAAACAAGGGGUACUUCGCUGGAGCUGAGCUUCAUGAAGAGUAG